Messenger RNA from Pseudoliparis swirei, 5191 nucleotides. It is a transcript of the gene slc2a4rg, whose product is annotated as SLC2A4 regulator. Gene Ontology annotation, molecular function: RNA polymerase II cis-regulatory region sequence-specific DNA binding; DNA-binding transcription factor activity. Gene Ontology annotation, biological process: regulation of transcription by RNA polymerase II. Gene Ontology annotation, cellular component: nucleus. The transcript has 8 exons. The record is from RefSeq and is a predicted model, not a curated record. The coding region runs from base 187 to 1782 and encodes 531 amino acids. NCBI's taxonomy places the organism in Eukaryota, Metazoa, Chordata, Actinopteri, Perciformes, Liparidae.
UUGAACCGGGCGGCUGCUUGGAUAUCCUGGGUGGGUGGCGGUGGCAAACUUUGAACACGUAGAAGAAGAAGAGAAGAACCCCGGAGUUCAGGCACUUCGCUACAAUCCGGAUACAAAUGUAUCCAAAGUCCUGAAUGUUGCACUCGCAGCUUUAGAAGAGCCGCUUUCCUGCCUGUAGUCUGGAGCAUGGACACCCGGUUGGUCGCGGAGCCGCAGCAGCGGCGGCAGCCGGCGGCGGCGGCGGUCGGGUCGAUGGUCGUCGGCGCGGCUUUCCACUGCCGGCCGGGCCGCUCGGUGCUGCGCGACAACCGGAUCCCCGCGCCGCCGGCGGCCGAGGGGGAGGAGCGCGGCGGCGGCGGCUCCGUGCCGGUGUUUACGCGCGGGCCCGUUUUAUACCAAUGCCGAAUGGACGGCGGUAACGCGGCUGCGGAGAAGGAGAAGAAGAAGGAGGAGGAGGUGAAAGGCGAGCGCACCUCCCCGCGAGGGAGCGGACGAGUCCCUCGCGACGCGGACAAAGUCAGCGCGACCGGACUCGGGGACCACAGAGAUGGCGGUUCCUCCGGGACCCUGAAGAGGGCCAGCCCGACCCACUGCCCGGCCGCCAACGGGCAGUCGCCGGGCGGCUUCGUGCACUUGGACCUCAGGAACCCAGGGCGACAGGCGGAGCCGGCCAACAACAACAACAACAUCAACUUCAGGGCGGCGCAAUGGCGGAUCGCGCCGCCGCCGGGGAGGCAGCCCCUCCCUUCCUCCCACAUCCCCGUCCCCAGACACAGGAAUCCUUCGGGACACGCCGAAAAAGAAGUGAUGGCCGCCACCGUCCUGACCUCGCUGUCCACGUCGCCUCUGGUGCUCAACACUUCCCCCGCAGUCCCGGAGCCGGCCAGCAGGGCUUGGAAAGAGGUGCUGUCGGCCAGCUACAGCAGCUCCACCAGCGGCAACUGGAGCUGGGACGCCAGCGACCAAUCGGUGCCCUCCACGCCGUCCCCGCCCCUCUCCAACGACGCCAGCAAGAACUUCCUGAUCUCGUCCCGGGGCGACGACGUCAUCGAGGACGCCGCGGAGAGCCCGCACUUCAUGUUCGAGGACCCCAUACCUCGGAAACGAAAGAAUUCCAUGAAGGUGAUGUUCAAGUGCCUGUGGAAGAACUGUGAGCUGGUCCUCAGCACCUCCUUGGGGAUCCAGAGACAUGUCCGCUCCGCCCACCUGGGGCGCGGCAGCGACUCUGACUACAGCGACGGCGAGGAGGACUUCUACUACACGGAGAUCGAGGUCAACAUGGACAGCCUGACGGAGGGCCUGUCCAGCCUCACGCCCGCCUCCCCCACCACGUCCGGCCCUCCGCCCGUCUUCCCGCAGCCGCACUCCUCCAAUGCCUACCCGCACGCCGCCAAUGCCUACCCGCACGCCGCCAAUGUCUACCCGCACGCCGCCAAUGUCUACCCGAACGCCGUCCCGCACUCCCAGAACAUCGCCGUGGCAGGGCCGCAUGGCGCCCCCUCCCCCACACUGCUCAGCCAGUCGGCUCCCUCCACGCUCUACCACAUCCAAACCGACCACGCCUACCAGGGGGCUCGGGGGCGGAGCACCGGAGAAAGGCGGCAGCCGGCGGCAGCAGCAGCAGCCAAUGCUUCAGUGACUCCGCCUCCUAAAUCAAAUUCAGGAACCAGGAAACCCCGUGGGGAUGCGAAGAAGUGCCGUAAGGUGUACGGCAUGGAGAAGAGAGACCUGUGGUGCACCGCCUGCCGCUGGAAGAAAGCUUGUCAGAGAUUCAACGACUGAUCCGGCGCCGCCUUCCAGAGUCCGUGAGACGAGGGCGUCCUAACUCGGACCCACGGAUGAAGGUGGACUCUUCCACAUAGGGAGGGGGGAGGAGGAGUGGGAGGGGCUUAUGCAGGUUGGGAGACUUUUUUUUAAGGCUGAAACUCUUUUAUUGUUCACAGCCUCAGUUGAAGGCGAUGUUUAAGGAUUACAGAUGAGCUUCUUUUUUUGGGGUAUAAUGUUCACUAUAGGAGCAUCACAUAGCUACUGUUAUGGGUUGAAUCAUUACUUUUAUUUUACAGUAUAUAUCGGUUUUUCACUUUCUCUUUCAACAUUUCUCGCGUCGCUGUCUUCCGCAGCUUCCUGGAAACAGACUUAUGUUGAACUACACAUUGUUUAAUAUCUACUUCCUCUUCAUUAAGCAAACUUCAGCACAGCCGGCUAACUCCAAAAAAAAAAAAGUUUCCCCUCGACUUUGCAUAAUUUUUAAACAAAAUUUGAAAAAUGUUCACGAUGCAUAUGAAUCAUCUCUCGAGACCUUGAUGAAAGAAGUCGUGUUUUCUCAUCUCUGAAGCAGAGCGUUCGUCUAUUUUACAGAGUUGAUCUUCAGCAGGUUGAACGUCGCUUUGUGGUUGUUUUUUGGUUCUUUGACCGCCGGCUCUCAAAGGGAUAGUUUCUCACAAUAAGAUCUCUUAAAGGUUGUUUUAUGAAUAAGCUCUCUUAAAGGGAUAGUGUCCACCAUGAGGAACUUUUUUAACAUCGUGCCAGACGGAUGAUCGUCUGUGAAGAAUGUCGCUUGUACAACGACUUUGUGAUAAAUCUGGCUUUUUAAUUCAUUACCUUUUUUUAAAAAUAGAGGCGCAUUAUUAGAUGACGUCAUAGGAAACAAGACUCUAUACUGUCUUUUUAUUAUUAGAAGUGUGCUUUUUCUUUUUUACAUCCAGAAUCUUUUGCUCUGUUAACAUUUGGAGAAAAAAGUUAUCUGAAGUUAUAAUCCCCUUUUUUAACUUUUUUUUGUACUUUUUAGAAGUGGCCUCAAAAUAAAAUGUCCAGGCUGCUUUUUCCUAUCUUUAGAGGAAAUAUUAUUAGAUAAAAAAGAUUUGUCAUAGUUUAGAAGUUGUAAUUUGUUUUUUUAUUCCCUGUAUUUUAAGAGCAAUAUUUCCCAAAAUAAAAUGAUAAUGUUGCCCAUUUAUUACCUUUUUGCUUUUCUAUAAAUUUUAAAAUUGUACCACAAUGGGGGGGAAUAAAAUGGAAAAGCUUGGAUUAAUUUACAGUGAAAGAAGUCGUCUUGUUGUUCUUUGGUCCCCGACCGAAAACUGUUGUGAUGAUGGUAAAAUACAUAACUACACAUCAGUAUUCAUAUUAUCGUUAAAUUCCCUCUUCAGUAAAGUCAUUUACUUGUUCUGAAGCUUUUCAAGUUUACAUCACGCUUCCCCUGAAACAAGUAACUCAAUUAUUAAUAACAAAUCACAAGUUUGCCUCAUCUUGACUUUCAGUCUUAAACAUCUGUCAUCAGAUUCCAUUUCUAGAGAUCAGAUAUACUAUUAGUCCCAGUGGGGACAUUCAGGAUUGGAUUUGGCGUUGGAUUGAUUUCUACGCAUUUAAGUUUUUAAAAAGAGAAAUAAUAACAUCUGUAAAUGGAUUUUAUUCUAAAAGUUUCUUAAACUUCAACGAGGAGAACGAAAAAGAUAAACUGAAUUUUAAAUUGCUUUUUGCUAAAAUGUUUCUAUUCAUGGCCGUUGUCCACCGAUGCUUCACUGCCUUGGUGCCUUUGAGCAAUACACCAUUGUUCUCCUUAAAGUCGUCUGAGUCUCUUAAUUGCCUUUUUUGCCGACCUACACGUUAUUGCAGCUGGAUGCAGCUAUCUCCGGUUCUGGGCGUGCAAACCCUCCGGUCUCUCUCUCUUUUAGGAUCGCCACGAUUUAGUCGCCGGUGGUUUUUCGACGGGACCUUAAGGAAACUGUUCCAGACGUCCACGAGGACGUGGAGGUUGAAUGUUUGUACUUUCAUUGGCGAGUCGGUGCAAAAAUAAAACUUUGACUUGAUGGGUUUGAGGGAAAGUUUGACGACGUUACUUUUUGUGCAUAAAGGGAACCGGAAGGCUUUUUUUUUUCUUUUUUUCCAGUUCUUAUCUUGUAAGAUUCUUUUAACAAUAGUUGCUCUGAAUAUUUAGCUAUAAGUUGAUUGAGAAGCUAAAGUGAACAUAAAACUGAUUAUAUCGUGCAGCUUCGCGGCAUAGAAGAAAAAACCUCAAUGUAAACAUACAAAAACAUAUAUUUUUAAUUUCUGGCUAGUUCCUUCUUGCAUCCUGAUGUUUUCUCGUCUGUUACUCUAAUACUUUGGCCUGUCGCCACACUGCUCCUAUCAAAACGCAGCCAUGCAGUAUUUUAUUCAUUUUUGUGCAAUGAAAUGAUUUUCAUCUCUGUUUGUCGUCGGUCUCUAGGGCGGCAGAAGCGUCAAAUGUUGCUGUGACGAUGUGCUGUUAGUGACGCUACGCUGUUACCGACAACGACGCGCUGUUGGUCACGCUGUGCUGUUAUCGUGACGUUGCACUGUUAGUGACAACGCCCUGUUAUUGCAACGAUGCGCUGUUAUCGUGACGUUGGGCUGUUGGUGAUGACGCGACGACGGAUAAAGUUGCGACCUCUGAAGACGAUCGUUAUCCGGAUCAUUCCAACUGCCGACUCUUGACCGUUUCCCGCCGGCUUUACUCGGGUCUCACCAAAGCCUUUUCACUCAGUAUAUUAAGCUAAACUAAACCCUUAAAAUGUGCAUAAAAACACACAAAAAAGCCUUCACUUUUAUUUCCACCAUUUUAGUAUUUUUUUCUCUCCAUCACUUGCCGCUUUCGUGACUGUUUUGACAUGUUUUUAAUAUUUUCUUUCAGUUCUAAUCGUGUGCAAAGCCAACAGAUCUUCCAAAUGAAAUGUAAUGUAACGCAUUGCAACGGCAGCUCCUCAGCGCUCUGCUUCGGCGACUGUGCUCCGUUUGACCUUUGACCCCGCUGUGGUGUUAUUCUAGUUUUUACUGAGCCUUAAACUGGCUGCUGUGAAAAUGAACUUGUGCUUGUUUUCUCGUUGAUUUCAAUUAAUUUUGUCUGAAUUUGAUAUUUUGCAUGUCUAGCAUCCUUUUUUUUCUCCUUUCUUUUUUUUGGGUGGGAGAUAAAACACAAAGGUUUUAAUUGUAAAAUGUCUUCCGGUUCAGUAACGGAUGACCCGGGGCUGAUGUGUGUUAACGCUCGUUGCAGCGCUGUUGACGUCAGCCUCGGGUCGUCACUGGAGGGCAAGAUUUCUCCCGUGUGUGUGUGUGUGUGGACUCUUGGACUGCACUCGACGAAUAUCUGAAUGUGAACGUCAAUCCUGAGGUUGAUGACCGCGUUGUGUGAUCUGUAAUGACGGGAAGAAAAUAAACCUGAAUGGAAGAAAUCUGC